This is a messenger RNA of Salvelinus sp. IW2-2015, 846 nucleotides long. The record is from RefSeq and is a predicted model, not a curated record. NCBI's taxonomy places the organism in Eukaryota, Metazoa, Chordata, Actinopteri, Salmoniformes, Salmonidae.
GAGCACAUGAUCCUCUGCCGCUUCGCAGACCAGACGGCUGUCCAGCUGCCUUCAGAACGAUGCUUAAUAGGUAAACAGUGCAUGGGCCUGGUGGACCUGGACCGCUCCUGGGCAGCAGAGACUCAUGGGUACUCUGUCAGGGUGAUGACCAUGGAGCCAGACAGCUGCUCCCCCAAGAACAACAUGCUGGUGGGUGUUGCUGGAGGCGGGGCUGGAGGGGACAACUAUGCCACACAGUAAACCAGAGGCAUGUCAGUUGGCACCCAAAGGAAGGUCGAAAAACAAAAGGAACUACCUCGKCUUGUCCAAUAAYAAGACAGAUUUACGUMUGUUGUUGCAAAAUGUUUCGCUACGGUUUGCCCUAAUGAUCACGACCCAGGGUUGUGUUCAGUCGGGAGAAAACGUCUUGAAACCAAGUGAAUCAGGGAGGGAGGGACUUGUCCAAUAAGAAGAACAUAGAAUAGGACCCAACAUACAGUCAGUUUCAAACUGAGAAUACAGCACUGUAAGGAAACAAAAAGCAUCAGUCGCUGAACCAAGAUACUAAGUCAAAUCAAUCAUCUCGGAGGAGUUGAGGGAUUUGUCUUGAGAUCAGAGAAGAAUGAAUCACCCUGGUUGAAUUGAUGAUGAUGUUAUUUGACCUACAAUCAAGAAAAAGCCCUUUAGACCCUUUUCCCUGAUGAUGAUCUGGGGCAGGUGUCCAAGUGUUUAGUUCUCUUGGAAUGGUUUUAUGGGUAUUGGAACUGAGCAAUGUCUUUGUUUUAUCCCUUAAAUUAGUUUUAAUGAGCGGGCAAUUAUGUGGAUAUUGAAUUAAUAAACACACUGGAACUUGAGUGUACUCCAAAA